Molecule: messenger RNA, 3725 nt
Organism: Siniperca chuatsi (mandarin fish)
Lineage: Eukaryota; Metazoa; Chordata; Actinopteri; Centrarchiformes; Sinipercidae
Product: palmitoyltransferase ZDHHC3-like
Exons: 7
Coding region: 469-1365 (298 amino acids)
Biological process (GO): peptidyl-L-cysteine S-palmitoylation; protein targeting to membrane
Cellular component (GO): endoplasmic reticulum; Golgi apparatus
Molecular function (GO): protein-cysteine S-palmitoyltransferase activity
Source: RefSeq, a predicted model, not a curated record
GAGGGUGGUGCUCAGCCUGGGAGAAGGUGCUGCCUGAUAGAGUCAGCUCAGGGUACGAACACCCAUGUGCAGGCAGGAGAGGGUAUCGGACUUCCUGGUUUGGCUUACGUUGUGUUGUCCUUCUGCCCGCAAAGCUUUCUGGAUCUCACAGAGAAGGAAGCACCCAAGUAGUUAGACAACGGCCUGUUUUAAGGCUCGUCCCCCCCCCCCGCUGUAGUUAGCAUACGAACCAGGCCAAUUAACACCUCGUCGAAACCGACAGCCCGGCCGCGGAGCCGCUGAGAGAAGCUCCCCGCAGAUCAGUGAGGUUAGCUGGGAUUGCGCUAACAGACGCAGCGGCGGGCGGAGGAGACACUCGCUCUCAGUUCAGUGUGUUUUAACUUCGCAAGUCUCGUGAGGACCUCAAGAAACUUUUGUCGACAAGCCAAGAGAGAGCGAGUAUGUGGUCAGAGCCACAGGCGUUGUAGGAUGAUGAGCCCGGGGCACCGCAGCAGGGACAUCGAGCGGCAAGCUGGCUACCUGAAGCCCGAGCACUGCGCCCCUCCACCGCCCCGCACCGGCUCCGACACCAUGUGGUUCAUCCGCGACGGCUGCGGGAUCGUGUGCGGUGUCAUCACCUGGUUCCUGGUCUUCUAUGCCGAGUUUGUGGUGGUGUUCGUCAUGCUGCUGCCUGCCAAGAACGUGGCCUACAGCCUCUUCAACGGGGUGAUCUUCAACGGCCUCGCUUUCCUCGCCCUCGCCUCCCAUGCCAAGGCGAUGUGCACAGACCCGGGAGCCGUGCCAAAAGGAAACGCUACCAAAGAGUUCAUCGAAAGCCUGCAGCUCAAACCAGGACAGGUGGUGUACAAGUGUCCCAAGUGCUGCAGCAUCAAGCCUGACAGAGCCCAUCACUGCAGUGUGUGUAAACGCUGCAUCAAAAAGAUGGACCACCACUGUCCCUGGGUGAACAACUGUGUCGGAGAGAACAACCAGAAAUACUUUGUGCUCUUCACAAUGUAUAUUGCACUAAUAUCCUUACAUUCGCUAGUCUUGGUGGCCUUACAUUUUGUUUUCUGCAUUGAAGAAGAUUGGACAAAGUGCAGUAACUUCUCUCCACCAGCAACUGUCAUCCUCCUCAUCCUCCUCUGCUUCGAGGGUCUCCUCUUUCUCAUCUUCACUGCAGUCAUGUUUGGGACCCAGGUCCACUCCAUCUGUAGCGACGAGACGGGUAUCGAGCAGCUCAAGAAGGAGGAAAGACGAUGGGCCAAAAAAUCAAAAUGGAUGAAUCUGAAGGUGGUAUUUGGCCAUCCGUUCUCCAUAGCCUGGCUGAGCCCCUUUGCAACACCCGACCACGGCAAGGCAGACAUUUACCAGUACAUUGUGUGAAAGCUGGAAACUGCUGCUGAUUUAGACUGAUCAGUCCUGGUCUGCCCUCCUAUUGGCUGGACCUCAAUGAGCAUGAACUCCUCUUCACCACUUCUACAUAUUCUUUUGUUUAUGGAUAUUUCAUUUAUUGAUAUUUCAGGGUGUUCUGUUGUAAGCAAUUACGUUGUCAAAUUAUGUUUAUUUUUUAACAACUUUUUUUCAUUUUAUUGUUUCCCUCUUGGUGCUGACUGAGAUUAAUGAGGUGUAGCUGUACAGAAAAGCUCUACAAGAAAAAAAACCCCAUCUCAAACUGAGCAGUGACAACUUGACAAGAAGCACUUGGUAAGAGUUGGCAAAACGACACCAAGAGUGAAUUCUACCUUCCUGCAGUAUGUCUGAUCAUUUCCUGCUUCCAAGACUAAACAAUGUGAUCUGGAAACUGAAGUCCAGAAUGUUUUUGCUCAAAACAGCGCAGUCCGUGUGCCAAGAUGGACACCUGGUUUUGUCUCCCUGUAAACAUUGUGAUCCUGUCAUUUCUUCAUUUGCUGUAUUUCUGUCGUUGCAAUAGUCUUUUGGUGAGUGCUGCGGAUGAUUUGCCUUAGAACAGUGCAUUAGUGAAUGGUGGCAUCUCCUAUUUUUAAAGACAUUGUUAUUAUUUUGCCUUAAUGUGACAGUCAGGGUGAGACAGGAUCACAUUGGUUAAAUACUAUUUUAAAUGGGUUUGUUUUAUCCUUCUUUGAUGCCAGAUCACUGUGAAGGACAUUCAAAGGCUGUAGGACAGAGAGCAGCAAUAGCCUCACAGUGGCCAGAUGAAGUUAUGAUCCUUAAGAUUUCAGUCCUGGUUGAUUUGGCAACACCAGUGGUUACCAUGGUAGUAGCAAGUGCAUUUUAAUACUACAGCAAACAUUUGUUGAGCAGCUACUUUUUUCAGAAAUACAAGAGCAACUAGUGAAUUUGACAAUACAGCCAAACAAACUAUUGUUGUUUUAAUAAGAAAGUCAAUAAUUGGCAAUCUUCUAUCACAUUUUUCCUUUUAAUACGCAUUUCCAUUCACUACCAUUAUGUGAAUAUUAGAUAAAUGUAAAUUUUAAUUUUCCGCGUUUCCACUCAGGUGUUUUUUAAUGCACAAAUGAAAAAAUGUGCACAAAAACAGGUGGAUGUAAACACACUUGUGAAGCUCAUAUCAAUGAGAUAAAAUUCAAAAUAGUAACGCUGGAUUACAUGCUUGCCUUAUUUCCUGUGAAGGCAAUUUGAAUAAUACAGCGAGAAUGGCGGAGUCCGCCACUAACAUAGUUAACCAAUACAUAGAAAACUGUUACAUUGAGAGGUAAUAACUGAAUUUAUUUACAUUGAAUGACUAUUGUUGAUGCAGACAAUAAAUAGUAUCAAAAAUGGGGUUUGAAUUCAUGAAAAUCUUAAGGAUUAUAAUUUAAAAAUCCCACAUCUGACACUUGGCAGGUAAACAAAGUCUUGUUUCUAGUCCAAGAGGCAACUCGGCUUGUACAAUAUUGAAAGGGACAUACUUGUAGAAUCCACCAGGUAGUUUGACCAGCAUCCUUCUUUUGAUUAUUUGACAACUCUGUGUUGUAAAUCCAGCCGACCUCUUUGCUUGAUAACCAUUUCCAUCACAGUCACUAGCUCAGAUGGACCGUCAGGGAAUAAAGCAAUACACAUUGCUCUCUGAAUGCACUAACCAUAAGUGUAAUUCUCUCGCUCUCAAUUGGUGGAUCUGUGGAUAAUCCAGUUUGUCAUAGAUUGUAGUUGUGAGCCUGACUGGAUAAAACAUGGUUAAAAAUGUAGGUCAGUGGAAAAUGUUCACCAAGCCUGAAAGACCAUGGUAGAAAUGCGUGUUUUAAUUGUCACAGCUGCGGACAGUACUAGGCCAUCCGGUGUGAAGAGAAGCGUGUAGAUUUUACCUUUGAUAAGAAUUCGAUGCAGAUUAGAACUUCAAAGCAUUUAACACUAAAAAUGCCUUUGCACAAAUGUGUUUGAAAGCCUUACUGUAAUUAUAAAUCUUGCUUUUAGGGGUGAUGAAAGACAUAUUUGAACAUACAUGUUGCCAAAUUGAAUGCUUAACGAAAGGAGGCAUUUAGGUAACCAUUUCAAGAGUAGAGCGUUGUCAAGAAUUCUCUUAGGCUUUUAACCACUCAAGUUUUUAAAUAAAUGUAAAAAACAUUACCAUCAUAUGGAGAUGCAACAGUUGCUAUCCUGUUUACACAUACUGUACACCAGCUUUCUUCUUGAAUUGUUCAGUAUGUUCUUUGCGGUCAGGUAUGAAUACCAUUUGUAGUAUUUACUGUGGACCACAUUGUUUUUUUUUUUCUUUUUAACUGGUAUUUGUUUAAAGGAGAAUGAAAUAAAACAGUAUUUAUGUGACACAG